Molecule: messenger RNA, 2460 nt
Organism: Pungitius pungitius (ninespine stickleback)
Lineage: Eukaryota; Metazoa; Chordata; Actinopteri; Perciformes; Gasterosteidae
Gene: tmem222b
Product: transmembrane protein 222b
Exons: 6
Coding region: 26-613 (195 amino acids)
Source: RefSeq, a predicted model, not a curated record
UCUGGCGACUUGACCCAAGCUGUCAAUGAGACAAGUUGAGCUUCAUUUCCCGCUGUUGGUGAUGGCGGAUGUUGUCGAAAAAGACACCAUGAAGAACUACCGCAUAGCGUCCGAGAAGAUUGACCCGGAGAGCGGUCGCUUUCCCUACUGCGUCGUGUGGACACCCAUCCCCAUGCUGUCAUGGCUGGUGCCCUUCAUUGGCCACAUGGGAAUCUGCACUUCCACUGGUGUCAUCCGGGACUUUGCUGGACCUUACUUUGUCUCUGAGGACAAUAUGGCUUUUGGAAAACCAACAAAGUACUGGAUACUCGACGUCAGCAAAGUCCACGCUAGCGGCUCCAAUGCCUGGGACACAGCGGUGCACGAUGCUUCAGAGGAGUACAAGCACAGGAUGCACAACCUCUGCUGCGACAACUGUCACUCGCAUGUCGCCAUGGCUCUGAACCUGAUGAGGUAUGAAAACAGCACGUCGUGGAACAUGGUCAACCUCUGCCUCCUUGCUCUGAUCCAUGGGAAACACGUGAGCUGUGCAGGCUUCCUGAAGACCUGGCUGCCUUUCCUGAUGCUGAUGGGCAUCAUCCUCACAGUGACCCUGGCCCUCAACCUGCGGUGACCCGGGAGCCGGGUGAAGGGCACAGCGGGAGUCGGAUGUUGGGCUCGAACCUUUCAGGCGCUGGUUUCUUGGUGGGAAGCGGGCAUCGUUGAUGUGGAGGGACGUGACCCAACUGCCCACAACUACCGGGACUCACCUGAUGGAUUGUGAUCAUUCAGACGCGCACGUUGUGUCGCUGCUUUGAUUGUAGAGCGCAGGGACGCGCGUAGCCGAAGUCUCACAGGGGGACGUGUUCAUGCCUUGCUUUCAGAUAUUUCUGACCUUUUUUUUUUUUAAACUUUACUUUUACUUCAAGGAUGCCAUUUUUAUACUGGGGAGCACAAACAUGUUAAAUCAAUUGGAUGCCUUUCUAGGGAGUUUAUUGCAUUUCGUGCUUGAAGUGCUGUGGCUCUUCUACAGUCCUGCCUCUUAAAGCUAAACAUGCCACAGCUGUUUGUAUUUCUGUGCAUGUUCUUAAAAGCCUUCUUAAAAGGUCUGUUGUACAUGCAUUCCACGUAUCACCUCAUGGUACUACUUUUAAGAAGUUUACAGAAAAUGUUUUAACUACAGAUCACCUCAAUGAAUGUUGUGAAAAAUACAGGAACAGAAUCGCCCAACUUUUGGGAGACCAACUCAAACUGUGUCUUUGUACAUCUAAUUUAGUUUUUCUUUUUAUGUGGAGAACUUCAUUGGUGGGCGACCUGAAGGCCGGUUGAUGUCAGGGUUAUGAAAGCCGGUCUGAUCAGUUCGAUCAACUCGAGAGAGAGAGAGACUUUAAGGGAAGGAGACUCAGUGCCUAAACACCACCUUUCACGCAGCCCUCUCGUGUCCCUUCAUUUUUGCCACGUAUUUAAGAGCAACUUUGAUUCCCACUGAUUGUUGUUGCUCUCAAUCCGUUGCCAUGGCUGCCGUGAGCAGAUUCCAAUCCCUUCGGUUGUUUGGAGUCCCAACAGAAAGUGUUGAGCCCCCCCCUUUUGUUCCGAGCAGCAGGUAGUCAGGAUCCUCAGGUUUUUCACACUCGCCAACCCCUUGUUGAAUAUCCUCAGCGCCCCCCCCCCCCCCCCUCCAGCUUGGCUCCUGCUGUUCUCCUCAUCUACAGAUCAGAGUCGUCUGUCAGCGCUCUUUGAUAGCUUUUGAUACAUAGCGGCCGACACAUUAGAUUUCAUUUAAGUGUGUUUUCAUAGAUGAAACUGUUUUUUUUAUUUUCUGCAUGGAGGCUCUUGACUUUCAGGGCAACCGCUGCCGUUUUUUCUAGACUUUGCUCUCCUCCAUCGGGCCUCUGUUGAAAGCCGCUAUUCUGCGGCCUCUUGUGCGAGUCUCACCCAUGUUGCCUGUAGAUAUCUGAUGUGCAUUUUCCUGCAUUACACCAGGUGCUCUUCAUAAACGUUUCAAACUCGAUGGCUCGAUCUACUGAUUUAUCAUUUUAGGGUGUCGUUCUCUUUACUCCGCGAGCGUACAUAAUACGUCACACUGUAACGGGCCGGUUAAAGUUGAUUUGAUGACUGAUGUUCUGAGUUUAGCUACAAAAUCGGAGUCGUUUUCUCAGAGCAAUUAAUGCAGGAAAUGGGUAAAGAAACGGAGGAUACAGAACAGUGCGUUCUGUAUACAAAAUAUUUAAUGCCUAGUCACUGGUAACUUUAACGAGUAACUUUUGAAGUGCUAAUCGAAUUUUAUUGUAAAUAUUUCCUCCCCGAAGAUCUCUCAGUGAAUUAUGAUGUCAGACAUUAAAUGGAGGCAAACAGACUGCCUUGUGAGUGAUGGAACUAAAAGCAGCAUGUGUUUAAAAUAAAAAUGCUCAAUAUGCCCGAAGACCCUUUGCGUCUCUGUCCAGACUUGGAGAAUGUGGAUGUGUAAAAAAAAAAUAGAAA